AUGUCAGCACCACAGCCGCCAUCUUCCUCAAGGACACCCGGCCCACAUCCCGAAGGUCCUGGUUCGCGACGAUACAGCGCGGAUGCUACCAUCUUACUAGUUGGAUUUUUUGGAGCCGGCAAGAAAACCCUAGGACUCAUUGCCUCCGUUGCUCUUCGUCGGUGCUUUGUUGACUUCGACUCAUUCUUCCGGGACCAAAUCCAUUGUUCGCCUCAAGAGUUUAUCGCAGAACAUGGAUUCAGACGAUAUCGCGAGGUAGAGACAGAGGUGUCUCGAGAUGUUCUCACAAAAUAUCAAACUGGCUGUGUCAUUGCUGGACUUGGGUUCGCAGCCAGUCCGACCCAACGGCAGUUAUUAGGGGCCUUUGCGCAAAAUCACCCCGUUGUGUAUGUGCGGAGAAGCAAAGCAGACCUUCAACAUUUUAUCAGAAUCCCUUCCAAUAAUUUUGACCACAUCUUUGAAUUGGAGAAUGCUUUCUUCGAGUCAUGUUCCAACUUUGACUUUUUCAACAUCACGCAAGAGCCGAAUCAACAGACCAAAAGUCAGAUUCACGCACCACUCAAGCUAAAAGAGGUUGAACGCAUCUUUGUGGCUUUUCUCUAUCGCAUAUUUGGCGAUCCGCACAAGCAGCUUUUCUCUGCCGACGCAUUUUCUGCGACUCAUACAUACGCCCUUGAUUUGUCUUUGAAACAGCUUGAGACGGAUCUAGACACCGAAUUUUUGGAUGCAGGUGCUGAUGCCAUUAAGCUGACAUUGAACCAUGAAGAAUACAGCCAUGGAGAAAUAUCUGUUAGGCUUCCACGCUGUAUGACGAUUCUCAGAAAGCACACCCGUGUUCCAAUAAUUCUUGAUGCGCAAACAGAUCCAGAGAAAGACUCGACGGGCUAUUUGAAAUUCUUGGAAACAGUAGCACUACGUGUAGCUCCUGACGCAUUCACUUGUAUGCUCCAAAACAAAGAUACUGUUCGGCGAAUUCAUGCGACAAAAGGUCAUUCUAGAAUGAUUGCCCUAUACCAGCAAAUGGGUCCGUUGGGAGUUGACAUGUUACCCUCCGAAAUUCCUAACCUUCGUAUAUGGCUCGAAGACUUGGGUUUCGAAGCUCUCUGCAUUACUGGCCAACACGCAGUCGCAGGAGACGCACUCGCAUGCGUUGCCUUUCGCCAAAUGUUGACAAGCGCCCUCAAUAUUCCAGUUAUUGCAUACAAUACUGACCCUGAGGAGCGGGCUUCCAUACUCUUGAACCCAACUUUAUCUCCGAUACGGGUCAGUCCUGGUCAAGACCAGAUAUACUCUCUGCGAGACAUGCAGCAUGCGCUGAGCUCUUUCUCUCUACGUCCUAGUAAAUUGUUUAAGAUUGUGGGUCAAGAUCUCCGUCAUAGUCUGUCACCAGCAAUGCACAAUGCAGCCUACGCCGCCUGUGGUCUGCCCCAUAAGUAUGACUAUGAUGAGAUUCAAACAUUCCAUGAAAUUGAAGUCAUACUGAAAACGCCAUCUUUUGAUGACUUUCUUGGUGGUUUGAUCAUUUCCCUGCCAUUCAAAAACGAUAUUCUGCCCUUGCUCGAUGAGACCAGUCCCGACGCCAGAGACAUCAAUGCAGUAAAUACUGUGGUACUGGAGUACAAGCUUCAGCCGAACGGGGUGAGAACUCCCUUUUACCGUGGAUAUAACACAGACUACACGGGAAUCAAAGAUUGUGUACACAGCCACCUCUCUCCCGCGAAUGCCAUCCGAGGUGGGAGUACCGCUCUGAUCAUAGGGGCUGGUGGGAUGGCUCAUGCUGCUGUGUAUGCCUGCUAUCAAUUAGGAGUUCGGCAGGUAUUCGUUUACAACAGAACUCUUUCGAACGCACAAAAGCUGGCCCGUUACUACAAUGUAUGGGCGAGGUCCAAGGGGGACAACAUCUUCCAUUUGCAUGUUCUUCAGUCAACAGAGGACCGCUGGCCAUCGGAUUUUCGUCUUCCAACAAUCGUGAUUUCAUGCAUUCCUGGGAGGCACGUAGGCACCCAAUUGCCUGUCCUCUUCCAAGUUUCUGGUACUUGGCUUGAAAGUCGAACGGGAGGAGUAUUCGUUGAGGUUGGUUAUGGUCCAUCGAAAACCUCGUUGAUGGAGCAGAUGACUCAGUGGUCCAUGAAAGGGUGGAUCAUUGUCGAUGGAUUGAAGGUCCUUGUCAAACAGGGUAUUACCCAAUACGAGCUCUUCACUCAGAGACCAGCUCCUGUUCACGUCAUGCGACGAGCCGUUCAAGAAGAGGCCAUCAAGAAAGGGUACUUCCAUAUGUGGUAA
Messenger RNA from Penicillium vulpinum, 2283 nucleotides. RefSeq names its product putative pentafunctional AROM polypeptide. Gene Ontology annotation, biological process: shikimate metabolic process; chorismate biosynthetic process. Bases 1 to 2283 code for a protein of 760 amino acids. The record is from RefSeq and is a predicted model, not a curated record. NCBI's taxonomy places the organism in Eukaryota, Fungi, Ascomycota, Eurotiomycetes, Eurotiales, Aspergillaceae. Gene Ontology annotation, molecular function: shikimate 3-dehydrogenase (NADP+) activity. The transcript is spliced from 2 exons.